Prunus dulcis (almond) is the source of this 2895-nucleotide messenger RNA. RefSeq names its product disease resistance protein RPV1-like. The record is from RefSeq and is a predicted model, not a curated record. The transcript has 4 exons. Bases 1 to 2895 code for a protein of 964 amino acids. Lineage: Eukaryota; Viridiplantae; Streptophyta; Magnoliopsida; Rosales; Rosaceae. Gene Ontology annotation, biological process: defense response. Gene Ontology annotation, molecular function: ADP binding.
AUGAGAAAGAAAAUAAAGUGGUCUGAAUCUGUACUUAUUGACAGCAUCGUUAAAGACAUUUCACUACGAGUAUUGAAUGAUACGGGCAACUUUUAUGUAGCAGAUCACCCGGUUGGAAUUAAGUCCCGCGUAGGACAAGUAAACUAUCUUUUACGUCUUGGGGUAGAAGAUAUUCGUAUGGUAGGGAUAUGGGGAAUUGGGGGAAUAGGUAAGACAACAAUUGCUAGAGCUGUUUACAAUUCAAUUGCGCAUGUGUUUGAAGGUUGUUGUUUCUUGGAAAAUGUGAGAGAAGAAUCAAUGCAACAUGGAGGCCUGGUCAAACUGCAAAACAUUAUUUUGUCUAAAAUUCUAGGAGGGAAAGAAUUGGAGGUGGCCACUGUUCAUGAAGGAAUCAAUGUGAUAAAGAAAAGGUUAAGCAAGAAAAGGGUUCUCAUAGUUGUUGAUGAUGUGAACCAAGUAGACCAACUAAAGAAAUUAGUUGGAAGGUGUGACUGGUUUGGUUUCGGCAGUAGAAUUAUCAUAACGACAAGAGAUAAACACUUGCUUACUGCUCAUCAAGUUAAUCUAAUCUACAAUGUCAAGGAAUUGGAUGAUCACGAAGCUCUUGAUCUCUUCAGUGCGAAUGCCUUCCCAGGGGAAAGACGACUUUCAGAUGAUUAUGUGAAGCUUGCUAGAACUGUAGUGCAGUAUGCUCGAGGCCUUCCCUUAGCUCUGAUAAUUUUAGGUUCACUUCUUUGUGGUGGAAGUAUGGAGGAAUUGCAAGAUGCAAUAGAUGGUUACAAAAAAAUUCCUAAUCCAGACAUUCAAGAAACUCUUAAAAUAAGUUAUAAUUCAUUGGAAGAUCCAGUGAAAGAAGUUUUCCUUGACAUUGCAUGUUUCUUUAAAGGUGAAAAUAAGGACCAUGUGAUACAAAUACUAGAAGGUUGUGGCCUCAACCCUGAGUAUGGUAUCAAAGUACUCAAAGAUAAGGCCCUCAUAAAUGUUAACGAAGAAAAUUAUAUUUGGAUACAUGACUUACUUGAAGAAAUGGGAAAAGAAAUAGUUCGCCAAGAGUCACCAUUUGAACCUGAAUAUCGUAGCAGAUUGUGGUAUCAUGAGGAUGUCGAUCAUGUUCUAACAAAAUGCAUAGGAACAAAUAAAACUAGGAGCAUCAUGGUAGAGUUGCCUCCAGGAGAUGGCAUACGAUUGAGUGCUUCAAGCUUCUCAAAGAUGAUAAAUCUUAAACUUUUAAUUAUAUACGGUAAUGCACAGUUUUCUGGAGAGGAUGCUUUUCUGCCCAAUGAGUUAAGGUUCAUAGACUGGCCUGAAUUUUCUUCCAGCUACUUGCCAUUCGAUUCUAAUCCGAAGAAGCUUGUUAAGCUGAAUAUGCCUCGCGGCUGCAUGUCGCGACUUGGGAAUGGAUUCAAGAGUAUGGAAAACCUGAAAUAUAUGCAUUUUGAAAGCUGCAAAUUCCUAAUAGAAUUCCCCGACGCCUCUGGAUUCCCAAAUUUAAAGGAUUUGAAUCUAAACAACUGCACAAGUUUAGUUACGGUUCAUGAUUCUGUUGGAUUUCUUAAUAACCUUGUUGCCUUGAGUCUUAUGGGAUGUGACAAGCUUAAAUUUUUUCCAUUGAGAAUUGCCUUGAAAUCUGCGAAAUAUAUAUGUUUGCGGGAUUGCAGAAGUCUCAAGUAUUUCCCUGAGAUUGUGGAGAAGAUGGAAUGCAUAAUAGUCUUGGAUCUAUCCUACACUGCCAUAACAGAGUUGCCUUCAUCAAUUGGAUAUCUCGUUGGCCUUGAAGUGUUAACUCUAGAAGGAUGUGAAAACCUUACAAAUAUGCCAUGCAGCAUUUAUGAGUUGCAACAUCUAACGAGUGUUAGUCUCUAUGGAUGCCGGAAUCUUGUUAAGUUUCCGAAAUGGAGUGCAGAGUCACUUCCAGGAAACUCAAAUGUUUCACCUGACUUGUGGUAUCUUAACCUCGGUGGUUGCAAGAGCCUCGAAGAAAUUCCUGAACUUCCACCAAAAAUGGAACGGGUACAUGCUGCUGAUUGCGUUUCAUUGGAACGAUUUGCAAACUUCUCAAACAUCUUAGAGCAAAAGGGGGAACAAAUGAUCGAAUGUGUCACAUUGUUUAAUUGUGAGAAACUGUGUGAUAAUCUGGCUCGUGACUUGUCAAAGAAUCAAAGUAUUUCACUGAAUAAGGUUAGUCUCUGCUCUGUCAUUUUCUCAUCUCAGCAAAGUCCAUUCGAUAUUGUAUUUCCCGGAAGUGAAGUUCCAAAGUGGUUCAGCCAUCGUGAAGAUUUGUAUAAUGAAAGUGAUAAAUCUGAGUUUUCUUUUGAAAUCCCUCCACAUUUGAACCUGGAGAACGGAGGUUUGGCUAUCUGUGCUGUUGUUGAAAUUAGUCAAAAGGGAAAACAAAUUAGCCAAAGGGAAAAGGGUGAGGAAAUUAGCCAAAAGGAAAAGGAAGUUAGCCAAAAGGGAAAGGAAAUUAGCCAAAAGGGAAAGGAAAUUGGCCAAAAGGAAAAAGAAAUUAGCCAAAAGGGAAAGGAAAUUGACCAAAAGUCAGUAAAAAUUACGCAAAGUAAUUUUGGUCGUUGCCAUUUGACAACCGGGGUUGACAUUAAUGGACAAACAGAUGUUGCACCACAUUCGGUUUAUCUUGACGCAAAAUAUAUGGAGUCAGCUCAUGUGUGGCUGCUCUAUAUUCCAUUUCUUAAGAUUGUGCAGUCUCUAUUGAGGCCUUUUAAGGAUCAAGUUAGUACUUGUCGGGUUAGUUUGAAACAUACUAGCAAAGGUUUGGUGUUCUGUAAGAGCUGCGGGGUCCACCUGGUAAUGCCGCAAGAUGAAGACUUGAAAGAUGAUGAAGAUGAGGAACUCAUGAAAACCUGGAAGAUGAGUAAUUCAGCUGUGAAGAUUUAA